UAGCUGGAGAUACGAUCCAUUUCUUGCCGCUGCUCACAAAGAGUGUUCUAACCUCUCACCUCUCCUACAACGAUACAACCUCAAGCAUUACUCUACCGACCCUCUAAACAGCAGUCCACCACCCACACCACUCACACGAUGUCCAAACCCUCAAAAUCCUCCUCCUCAUCCUCCUCCUCCUCCCGCACACCCACAAAACGAAUCCUCACCGAACUAACCGCCUUCAACACAACCUACCCACCGACCUCCCCACACCCCUCUAUCCACUCCCUCCUCCCCACUCCCUCAAACCUCCUCUCGCUAAAUUGCAUCCUACAACCCACCCACCUCCCCCCCUCAACCGGCUACUCCACCGGCCGCUUCCUGCUCUCUAUCAGCAUCCCUCCGACCUACCCGAACAAUCCGCCUACCAUCACAUUCCUGACGAAAAUCUGCCAUCCGAACAUCGCGUGGGCGACGGGGGAGAUUUGUCUCGAUGUGCUGAAGGAGAACUGGACGCCUGUGUUGGGGGUCGUGGGUGCGUUGGAGAGCGUGGUUAGGUUGCUGGCGGAGCCGGGCGUGGAUAGUCCGUUGAAUGUUGAGAUGGGGGCUUUGCUGAGGCAGGGGGAUGUGGUGGGUGCGAGGGGGUUGGUUGGGUACUGGUGUGCGGAGGAGAGAUUUGAGGGGGCGUUGGAGGGGGGUGUUGGUGGUUGAGGUGGGAAGUGUUUGGAGAUGAUGGAUCUGGAGGUAAUGAGAUGACUUGGAUUCUAGGACUACCUAAGAGUGGUAUUGAUGGAGUUUCGUUGGAAGGGCGUUUGUGUUCAGAUAUCAUGGCAUAAGGAGCGUAUAAGCAAGCGAGCGAGCGAGGAUACCAAACUUCAGACACAUGUCAGAGAUGGAAGGCUUCAG
Messenger RNA from Mollisia scopiformis, 888 nucleotides. Its product is annotated as UBC-like protein. Lineage: Eukaryota; Fungi; Ascomycota; Leotiomycetes; Helotiales; Mollisiaceae. The record is from RefSeq and is a predicted model, not a curated record. Bases 139 to 693 code for a protein of 184 amino acids. The transcript has 2 exons.